Temnothorax curvispinosus is the source of this 2000-nucleotide messenger RNA. RefSeq lists its product as uncharacterized. NCBI's taxonomy places the organism in Eukaryota, Metazoa, Arthropoda, Insecta, Hymenoptera, Formicidae. The transcript is spliced from 2 exons. Gene Ontology annotation, molecular function: zinc ion binding. Gene Ontology annotation, cellular component: nucleus. The coding region runs from base 242 to 580 and encodes 112 amino acids. The record is from RefSeq and is a predicted model, not a curated record.
UCGCUCGGAGCGCGCUAGCGUUCGGCGGAGUCUGUAAUAAACAAACUCCAGGAGAUCUCCAGGUAAAAAAGCGUAUACGUCCGACGUCCGACGUCCGACACUUCUCUCGCUGUAACUUACGAUUACGAUAGCGAAGUCGCGCUGUCAACGACAGUUGUGAGUCGAACGGUAUCGAAGGCGAGUGAGGAUUGUGCGUGCACUGUGAGAGCAACCAUCGAGCAAAGCCGCCAAAGCCGCUGAGAUGGGCAGCACGGACAAGGCCGUGAUCACGGGGUUCAUAUGCAGGCUCUGCAGUAAGAUGAACCGCUUCGUGAUCCAUAUAUAUGGGGAAGAGGGCGAGAGAAUGAAGCUCGCCGAGAAGAUAAACACCUAUUUGCCGAUCACGGUAAACAUGAAUGACCCGCUGCCAAAGACUGCAUGUUUACAUUGCAUUGAACGAUUAGAGGCACAUCACGAGUUAAUGGAACAAAUCAUGUUCACCAGGCGGAGAUUAAGCACCGACAAUAAGACAACCGCAGUAGCAUCUUCUUCCGCAACAACCGUAGACACAGCUCCGACAUCUAGCCCACCUCCUUGUUGACAUGUGUAAUGGAAAAUUAAUAUAUCCUUUCGCUCAAUGCGCCAUUCGCCAAGAUUGGAUAAUUCCCAUAUAAUUUUUCAUUUCAUUUGAACUAGUAGUAAGUGAGACGUGUAAAGAAAAGGAGGGUAAAGUAAUAUUUUAUGUGACAUUAUUAUGUGACAUAUUACAUUUCCUACGUAACACGAUACUUCUGCAUUACAUGUUUUACGUUACUCGUUUCAGACAAGUAUUCUUUGAUGGUAUUAAAAAAGCUUAAAAAUCGUUCAAUGCCAAUGUCCACUACUAUCUUCCAAGAGAACAAAAUGUCAAAGAUAUGGAGAAAGAUUCAAUGGGACAAGAGUAUAUUUCUUUAUAAAAUGUCAUAUAGACAGCAUUAAUUGUCAAUUUGUACAAGAAAUUGUAUGAAGUUAUGUUCAGUUUUUUCUUGCUGAUCUAUGACUAAUAUGAACUGAAACUAAAUUGCAAGAAAGUAAUACUUUAAACGUAAAAUGUUCUGGGCAAGCGCAAUAAUGUUGAGAUAAUCGAAAAAUGCACACACACAUAUACACGCAGACACAUAUAUAUGUCUGUAUAUACACAUGUAUAUGCAUAUAUAUUCAUAUUAUAAAGAUGUAUAAGAUAUCUGGCAGUAUCCGAAGUAUAUUUGUGUGAUUUCAAAAUUUGAGAACUUUGUACAAUAGAAAGUAUCUCUGCAAAGAUCUACUCGACCUCUUAUAAGCACGAAAAAAAAAACAAAUAUAUAUAUAUAUAUAUAUAUAUAUAUAUAUAUAUAUAUAUAUAUUAAUAAUUUGCUUUUAUACUUUUUAGUUAUUAAAGAUAUUUAACUUUUAAGAUACAAGAAUAUAAUACUUUGAAUCUUCGCACAUGAUGAUAACAAAAUUAUAUGUGAAAUCGGAAGCUACAAAGUAAUAAGAAAAUACAAAUCAUAAAUUUUGAUACAUUAAAUUUGAUACAUUAAAAGGGUAUUAUUUUAGAUCUGCAUUAUAUAAAAAUGAUAAAUGUGCAAUUUAUAUGGUCAAAUCAGCACGAUCAAAUCAGAUUUUGAUUAUGUUAAAAUAAUAUAUAAUGACAGAUUGUAGUUAUAAAAUGGAGGUAGUUAUAAAAUGGUUCUUACUGAAUUUAUUUGCAAAAUUUAAAUUUUAUAUUUGUUAUUUUCGAGAUAUUGUAUGUUUGUUCCAGUUGGAUAACAUUAUAAUUUUACUCUGCUACUUUGGAUACUCGAUACCCCAUACAUCUCUUAGUCAUAUAUACAUAUUAUUUUACGAAUCUUACAAUAUUUUUUCUUUAAAAAUGUUUUAUAAGAUUCUUUAACUAUCUUUAGUGAAAUACUGUUGUAUCUUCAAUGUAUCAAUUCUACUGAUGUACAAAGAUAUAUAUUAUACUCCUGGAAAACAAUCUUUAUGCGAUACUAUGGGAGCUU